GUUAGCCACUUAGCUGGUAGGUCGCGUCAUCAAUGUUGGGCUGUGGCACACUGACCUGUUUGUUAAAUUUGUAUAUAAGAACAGCACAUGCAUCAGUUGUUUCAUAAACAACUGCAGAGAAUUUCGAGGGUGUCUCAUGCAUGAGAUUUUGGGUGGAACACACUAUUUACUAAUUAUAUAGCUUUGGGAAGGUUUAUCAACAAAAUUGUUGUAAUUGGGUUGCAUCUUGUAAGCAAUCUCGUGACCAUCUGAACAACUCGUACAGAUCUUUUUUUAGGUUGCGACAUUGUCUAAACUUGCGACCUUCGCUCUUUCUAUGUGUAUGUCAACUUGUUUUUCUAAUAAGUUACCAUGUUUAGUAAAUAAAGUUUUCUAGUCUGAUUAUACAUAUUUUACAGUUACCUGCGUCGCCCUGCAGCGUCGCUGAACUUUGGUACUGUACCUUUCUAAGUCAAUCUCAAGUUUCUCAACCACGUAAGCAUUUCCCAGUGCUGUAAUAUGCAUGCAGUAUAUCCAAUUGCACAGUAUUUUGAUAGAGGCAGUAACCAGAUAAGUUUCCUCGUAAUUUAAAUCGAAGAUAAGAACAGAAAACACGAAUGCGUAAAAGUUUUAGAUAUUUUCUUGGUGCGAUUUUUAUUUCUCAAGAAUGUUAGAUAGAUAUAUGGUUAUUAAGUAAAAUCAAUAUACAAGUUUACAAUGAUUCCGUAGGUGUACAACAUUCAUUAACUGCUGUAGUUACAAACAAUUACAUAUACGUACUCUACUUAUACUAGUAUUCUAUAGCACACAGUAUAGGAAUAUAAAGAAUAUAUAGAUUUCAAUAAUACAGAAAAUGAUAUGGUAUAAUACAAAUAAAAAAAAAUACACAUAGACUACUGUACUUAUAUACAAUGUACACAGUGUCGGUAUACAUAAACAAUGUAGGUAUACAAACAAUCUGCAGUACGUAGACAGUGAAGUUAAGCUAUGAAUUACCAUGCAGAUGACCGUUUAUUAGGGGCAAAUAAAUAUUUCAAGUCUUGGUAUCCGGACCCAGAUCGCCCUCUUGUAUCCCAUGAAAUAUACUACCAUAAGUUUUAUGAUAUAUCUUAUACUGUGCAUUUCGAGGACUAUCAGCAAAUGUUCCACGAAGGCUCCAUAAUUCCCAACCCCAUUAUUGGCAAGAAAUUCUCCUACGCGUUAGAAGCUAAUGAGCAAUUGAUACAGUUUGUCGUGUCUUCAACGGGUCACAACAAAUAUGGCAACAUCAGCUUACUUAUUAACUUGAAUGAAUUACUGUGUUACUUGCAGAUUCAAGGUGGUUUUUACACUUACCUUUUGGAGAUAGUUGAAUACCCAUCUGUUAGUGUUGCUAAACUGAUGUUCUCCCACCUCCAGUUUGAAGACAUACCUAAAUAUGAUGCAUCCAAGCUAGGUAAUCCCUGGUACAGGGAUCCACAAGGCAACAACUACUGUUCUUUCAGCACCAGAAGAUUUCAAUAUUUUGGGGAGAAUGAAUAUGAUACUGAGUUGGAGUUUCACUUGCAACUGACAAAUGGUCAAUGUAAGGAGCUGUACAACAAAUGCAGAAGAGAACCAGUGAGUCAUUAUGAAGCUAACCUAGAAGAGCCUUGUAAAUGUAUGAAGUACAGACUAGGUCGUCGGGAUAGGUGGCAGAAUUGUCCCUCACCCUGGAAGAGUAAGGAAACAGCUCUGAAAAUGUAUGAGCUACAGGAAGAAAUUAAACCUGAUGGCAAAGAUGUUAUCUAGGUGUGUGUGUGUAUAUAUAUGCAAGUAAAUCACUGUAGGUGCGCGUGAUCUAGGUAUAUCGAGCAAAAUAACGGAGAUCAAUUUAGCAUUAAUUUUGAUUUAACAGAAACGGGUAGCUCGAAUUAGUUUGUUAAAUCGAGAAAGUACCGGGUAUUUAUAUAUAUAUAUUGCCUAAGUUUAUUAAGGACUCUCAUGCAUUGUAUACAAUUGCUUACUUUAAAACCCUCCCCUUUCUCAAAGAUAUAUUUGUGUUUCUUUAUAUGGAACUUUUGGUUGUUGGUUAGGUUUUGAAGCUGUUAAAAUAUUCUUUUUUCUUUUCUCACAUAUAUGCAGGUACAUAUUUGAUUAACAUUUUGUGGAGAAUGUGCUUCACAAACACAACUUUAGUUCCUGCAAGUAUCAUAUUCUAUCACAUUUACUUCUAAAUAUACUGUACAGUACAUUAAUGCAUUUUUAAACUGUACAGUAUAGUAGAGCCAUGUUAUAAGAGAUAGUUUUAGAAAAUAGGUUUGAGUAAAGUAUCAAUCAUGAUAAGUGUAUUGAACAAUCAUGAUAAAGAAUUUCUGUUAUGGGGCCAUCCAAAAUAUGUCAUAGACUUUGUGAUAAUUUCACUGUAUGAUGUCAGUGUGUGUCUGUAUAACUUUAUGUAUAGUCAGUAAAAGUAUCAACCACUCUGCUUUGUGUAACAAUAUGAAACGUUAUGCAAAAAUUGUAAACCUAUACCUGUGGCUACCAGCGUCAGUUGGUUGUUGUUGUUCAUUUUCUUAUUCCAUCGACCUUGAGGUGGUUGAUGUUUAUUUUACUGACUCAUGUGAUUAAAAGAUUCCCUUGUGUAACUGUUCCUUCACAGCUUUCUAUCUUACCUGUAACUGAAAAAAUGAUGCUGUACCAUCUUGAUUCUAUGGCUGACCUUAACUUUCUAACAGUAAGUGUCUGGUUCAUUAUUAAAGGCAAAUAUAUUUAAGCAAUGACCA
This is a messenger RNA of Homarus americanus (American lobster), 2723 nucleotides long. RefSeq lists its product as uncharacterized. The transcript is spliced from 2 exons. The coding region runs from base 967 to 1749 and encodes 260 amino acids. The record is from RefSeq and is a predicted model, not a curated record. Lineage: Eukaryota; Metazoa; Arthropoda; Malacostraca; Decapoda; Nephropidae.